Messenger RNA from Penicillium argentinense, 564 nucleotides. Its product is annotated as Nitroreductase. The transcript is spliced from 3 exons. The coding region runs from base 1 to 564 and encodes 187 amino acids. Gene Ontology annotation, biological process: cellular response to oxidative stress. The record is from RefSeq and is a predicted model, not a curated record. Lineage: Eukaryota; Fungi; Ascomycota; Eurotiomycetes; Eurotiales; Aspergillaceae.
AUGUCAAUUAGCAGCUCUGCUCUCCUCAGCGCCCUUGCGGGCUUCUCUCCCAUCCCAGACAAGAAGAUCCACUCCAUCCUCAGCCACGUGAUGCUAUUGAAACUCUCGGCCUUCAACUCGCAGACCACACGCAUCAUCGUCUGCCUGAAGAAAGAACACGAAAAAGUGUGGGACAUCACGAAAGAAGUCCUGCUGAACCGCAUAGGAGCCGAAAGAUUCCAAAAGAUCGCCCCGAAGCUCAAUGGCUUCCAAGCCGCUUACGGCACGAUCCUUUUGUUGUCUCCGUUUGCGUCCUACGCUGAACAUUUCAAGGCCUGGUCCGAACACACCAGUGGCAUGCAUCAGUUGAUGGCUUGGGUUGCUCUCGAGGCUGAAGGGUUCGGGGCGAAUCUUCAACACUACAACGCGAUUAUUGAUGAGAAGGUGGCUGCUGCUUUCAAUGUCCCUGAUACCUGGAAACUUUGCUCUCAGCUGGUUUUCGGGGUCCCUGAGGGCGAUGCCCCGGCUCCCAAGGAGAAAAAGCCUUUGAAGGAACUGAUGAGAUUUGAGGGAGCCGAAAUUUAA